Messenger RNA from Penaeus chinensis, 1962 nucleotides. Its product is annotated as facilitated trehalose transporter Tret1-like. The record is from RefSeq and is a predicted model, not a curated record. Gene Ontology annotation, biological process: transmembrane transport. Gene Ontology annotation, molecular function: transmembrane transporter activity. The coding region runs from base 1 to 1962 and encodes 653 amino acids. Lineage: Eukaryota; Metazoa; Arthropoda; Malacostraca; Decapoda; Penaeidae. Gene Ontology annotation, cellular component: membrane. The transcript has 11 exons.
AUGGUAGACCCUCGUGUCCAGCAUGUUUUCUUCCCAAAGCCAGAACGAAGGAAAGGCAGGCGCAAGUGUGGAAGCCAGAGUUCAGAAGACUCCUUUAACAUCAAGACAGGUAUUCAAAGCUCAAACGCCAAGAGUAUCUUCAAUUACUUGAUCAAAAAUAAGGUUGUGAGCUUGGUUGCAGUGAGCGGUGCGGACCUUAUCAACGGAAUGAUGUAUGGCUGGAGCGUGGUAUUGCCCAAGCUCCAAGAGGACACCAGCAGGUUCACGGUGACCGAGGACGAUGUGUCAUGGCUUGUAUCUGUGGUCUUAAUAAUGGGUUUCAUCACCGCCCCAUUGGCCGGACCUAUGGCAGAGUGCGGGGGUCCGCGACGGCUGCUCAUGAUCAUAACGCUUCCCGUUGCUGGGCUUUGGCUCGUGCAGGCCUACAGCCCUUACCUGUGGCUCCUUUACCUCGCGAGAGCUCUAAUGGCGAUCUGCAGCACAGUGGUGUACACGGUCAUGAACCCGCUGGCUGCAGAAUUGUUUCCGGCCCACAUUAGAGGGGUGGCUACAGCGCUUCCAGAGGUGUUCCUCUGUGCAGGAUUGAUGUUAUCCUAUCUACUAGCUUCUGUUUUACCUUGGGACACGGCUACUGCAGUUUCUGCUGCCCCCUUCCUGCUCCUUUCAGUUAUGAUGCUGCUUGUGCCAGAGUCCCCAUACUGGUUAGUGAGGAAGAAUAAGAUCGACGCAGCUGAGAGAUCUCUCAGACUUCUUUUGGGUCGUGAUGGCAAUGUGGCUAAAGAACUGGAGGUAAUUAUGAGCACGACGGCCCUCAAGCAGAGGGAAAUCAAAGACCAGUUGCGGGAACUAAAGAAAAAACAAAAUGCCUUUCCAGUGCUGCUCUUACUAAGCAUAUUUAUCCUGAGAGAACUCGGCGGGAAAGGACCGGUGUUCUACUACACAGUGUAUAUGUUCCGCAAGGCGGGAGUGCAGAUGAAUGCUUUCUAUUGCACAGUGUUUAUAGGCAUUGGUCGACUUGCAAGCACAUGUGUGUCUGCUUGCAUUCUGGACGUCUUGGGGCGUAGACCCUUACUUGUGGCAACAGCACUGAUCUGCGCUGUGUCAGAGGGCGUCGCUGGAGCCUUCCUGAUCUUGGAGGUAGAAGGAACUGAAUGGGUGCCCUUGGCGUCCGUGAUAGUCUUCGUGAUCAGCUAUGGCAUUGGUCUGGGACCCAUUCCAUGCGCGUAUCUCGGCGAACUCCUCCCUACACCCGUCAGGUCUCUAGGAGCUUCACUAAUAAUUUUCGCAUAUUCUGUUACACUGUUCACCAUAAGCCUCGUGUUCCUGAAGGAGAUAUCUUACCUGGGCCUCGGCCUGACGCUUCUUUUAUAUGGAGGAGCAAAUCUGGCCAUCGUCCCGCUGGUGCUGCUCUUCAUUCCCGAGACGAAAGGGCGAACUUUACAAGACCUGGAAAAGGCCUUCACAUCUACGAAGAAAAACGUGCAAGCACAAGGCAACCCUGCAUUUGAAAUAGACAUAAUGAAUUCAGUGGAAAGGCGCCCUCUUCUAGUCGACCCAGUUGCUUGGUGUUACUGGAUCCACACGAACACGAUUAGCUUCAAGGGACUUCAUCUUCUUGAUAUUUCAGUUCUUGAUUGGCCUUCAGAAGUACAACACAGUAAAUGGAACACACGAGACAAUGUCUUGACGGGUUCUGAGUGUGAACUGAAGACCGGGUCAUCCUCAGGCACAAAUAGCGACCACCAGAAACAAGGCGUGGGACAGCAGCUGCAGGAAAUCUGGGAGAGUGAGUUCACUCCCAGGAGUCACCGUGCCCAAGUCAACGCCAGCCGCCCGCCCCCUCACUCUCACCUUGGUUUCGCUAGAACCCGGGGUUGCGUAAAUCGCCUAAUAUAUCUACGCUCCGACGUUACGAAAGUAGAUUCACGUAAAACCGAUACAGGUAAAACCGAGUUGGUGUGA